AGACUCCCGUUUCCAUUAACGUCACUGAAGGUGACCAGAUAUACUCCUAGGACCAAAUUCAACCCUGGUGAAAGAGGACACAAGUACCAUUGAAGUAGUGGGAGACACCCCCACUAACGCCAGAGAUCACCACUGCCUAGCUUUGAAGAGGGCUGUGCUCCAGCAGGUGCUCAGUCUGCACUGGAUCAAACUCCAUAAUUAAAGGUGCACAUCAUUAUCUUGACACUUAUCAAGCUGAGCUCUAGCCUGGAGAAAGCAAAGUCACUAGCUAUACUUGGAUUCAAAGCAGCUUGUUCAGUAACCUGAACUAACAGAUUAAACUUGUGUUCGUUACAGUGUAAGGUGAGGUUUACCUUUUUUAGUAACUAUGAAAUGGGUAUGAGUGGUUACUACCUUGUUUUAAAUGCACAGGAUUGCUCAGGGAAAGGGGAAGGUCAGUUCUUGUUCAAAUGCAGAUCAUUAGACUUUACUGCCAUGACCAUGGCGUGGUUUGUUUGGGGUUUUUUGGGGGGUAGUUCCAAGUCACUUAUCUUGAAAGCAUCGAAAAGUUACAGAAAAAUUGCAAAAUAGCACUGGUUAUUUGGAACCCGAAGUGUGAUUUGCAGUGUGGGCAGUUCAGUGUGGGAAUCUCAGUAAGCCCUCCUGACUUUGCUCAGAACCCAGUCUGGUUUCCAACCUGCCUUGAAAGACUUGAUCAAAAAUUUGAGCCUAUGCAACAAAGGAGCAGGAAAACUGAAGCUGGGCAAGAUAAACUCCUGUAUGUCCUCUUAAACACUAAGAAAUCUACCUUCAGCAAAGGUUAUGGUAAGCUACGCUUGCUGCUUUGAUUGAAGAAAGAGUUGACUCAGUUCUCCUUACUUCAGUAAAGAUACCCCCUUGCUCCUUAACACGAACAUCAUCUGUGUUGCUCGAUCUAAAUGAUAACGUGACUGUCAUGCUGGCUUUUCUUCUACUUCCAGUUGGAAUGGGUUCUGAGUGAUUAAAACCUGACCCAGAGCUGUCUGAGCAUCCCAAGCAUGUGGUCAUCUAGCAAAUGAGACUAAAUUAGACUUUUCUAUCUAAAGCAUUGAUGCCAUGGUUUGCCUGUGACUGAACUGGAUCUACAGCUUCAAAUGUGAUCCUCCUCACAUGUUUUUCUUUCACUCAACGUCUUGUCUUUUCAUGUGAUGUAGGUGUUGUUCGGCUGCGCUGCUCUGUGUGGAGAAGAAAUCAAUCACAAGGAUGAAGCUCUGCCCAAAUUGCAUCACCCAAAAGAAAUGUUUCCAACUUCCAGGACAAAAGCUAAAGGUGAAAAUCUCAAGCUGAUCUAUUUGCUACAUGUGGAAGCUGUACAGCUAUCAGCUGCUUAGCUGCUCUGCUUGCUGAUACAGAAGUGUCUAGGAUUUUUGACUGUUCAAAAUGAAUGAACACCCUAAAAAGAGGAAAAGGAAGACUCUACAUCCUUCUCGAUACUCAGAUUCUUCAGGUGCAAGCAAAUACAUAGACAACAGUGGGAUUUUUUCUGACCACUGCUAUAGUGUCUGUUCUAUGAAACAGCCAGAUACAAAGUUUUCUGAAAACAGAGGUAGAUUCCACAGUCCUGCGCAGAGCUUAGACACAGAUGAUGACGGGAGUCCAGUGCAUGCUGGGACUUCUCAGUGGAGUGGGUCACAUUCAAACAUCGUGGGGUUACACUAUACAGACCCUACUAAAAAGAAGGAUAAAGGUAAAGAUAAAGGUACUAAUAAUGGGACGUGCAGAGACUUAUGUGAUUCACCUAUAUUUAGUGACAGCCCUACAGAAGAAGAGAAACCUCUAGAUAUUCAGACGGUAGAAAUUUCUACAACAGAAGUGAAUGCUGUGGAAGUUCACGAUAUUGAAACACAAACUGUGUCGCCUGAGAAGCUAGAAGCUGAGGACCUAGAGGACAUCCCUCUGGAAACCUGUAAAAUCUUUGAGAAGAACCAGGCUUUGAAUAUCACAGCUCAACAGAAAUGGCCUUUGCUGAGAGCUAACAGCAGUGGCUUGUACAAGUGUGAGCUCUGUGAGUUUAACAGCAAAUACUUUUCUGAUUUAAAGCAGCACAUGAUCCUGAAGCAUAAGACAUGUACAGACACUCACGUCUGUAAAGUUUGUAAAGAAAGCUUUUCCAGCAAAGUGCAACUUAUUGAACAUGUAAAACUACAUGAGGAGGAUCCAUACAUCUGUAAAUACUGCGAUUACAAAACAGUGAUAUUUGAGAAUCUGAGUCAGCACAUAGCAGACACGCACUUCAAUGACCACCUUUACUGGUGUGAGCAGUGUGAUAUGCAGUUCUCCUCGAGCAGCGAGUUGUACCUGCACUUCCAGGAGCACAGCUGUGAUGAGCAGUAUUUGUGUCAGUUCUGUGAGCAUGAAACCAAUGAUCCAGAAGAUCUGCACAGCCAUGUGGUGAAUGAACAUGCAUGUCGACUGAUAGAGUUAAGCGACAGCUAUAACAACAAGGAGCGUGGACAGUUCAGUCUCAUAAACAAAAUCAGUUUUGACAAGUGCAAAAACUUCUUUGUAUGCCAGGUGUGUGGCUUUAGGAGCAGGCUGCAUACAAAUGUCAACAGGCAUGUAGCUAUUGAGCACACCAAAAUAUUCCCUCAUGUUUGUGAUGACUGUGGGAAGGGCUUUUCAGGUAUGUUGGAAUAUUGCAAGCAUUUAAGCUCUCAUUUAUCUGAAGGGAUUUAUUUGUGUCAAUACUGUGAAUAUUCAACAGGACAGAUUGAAGACCUUAAAACUCAUUUGGAUUUCAGGCAUUCAGCAGACUUGCCUCAUAAAUGUACUGAUUGUUUAAUGAGAUUUGGAAAUGAGAAAGAUCUUUUAAGUCAUCUUCAGAUACAUGAGACAGCAUGAUUACUUUGUUUCCCUGUAAUCAAUUUGUUAGAAUUGGAAUUAAUUUCCAGUCACUGAAAUGUGAUAUUAAAUACAAUUUUAACAGCAGUUUUACAAUGCGAAUGUUUUCAUCUUUAUAUCACCAAAGCAUGUAUAACAACUUGGUGUUGUGAAUUUCCUUACCUAGAGGUUUUGGUAGGAAUAAUCGCAUUUACAGUGCAAUUGAUCAGAUUUGGGGGGUGGGGGAACACAUGACAGUGGGAGUAGUUGCAUGCUGUGACUGCAGCAGUUCUGGUGGUCAUCCCACAGUUUGACAUCUGAUGUACAAGACCAGCUCUUGAGUUCAAAAAGGGACAAAGAGAAAGCCAACACCAAGUUCCAUGCUUAAGUAACACCAUCCUGAUCUCAAUUGCGUAUGCAGCUCGUGUUACCCUCUGUGUCAGCAGGUCGUUGUGCUGAUGUUUAGCAAAUUGCAGCAGCCUGCUAAAGAUAAGGGUGUUCCAAAAAUUCCCAGGCAUGGACAUUUCCAAAUUCACAUACCAGCCUGCGUUCCCCACAUCAUACUGUUGAUAAGGUUUUAAAAUUGUCCUGUUUUUCUCUUGGGGUACCUAUCCAACCUCAUUGUUUGCUCUCUUUGUUCAGUGCUUAAUUUCAAUUCCUGUCUGUGGAACUGUCCAACAACAGUCUCUUCCAUACAUAUACUACAGACCUCCCACAUGAUUUUUGUCUCCCUUAUUUACCUUCAGUUCCUAUCUUUGAAUGCACCAAGAAGAGUCACCUUGCUUGCCUGUAGACUGGGUCAUGUGUUAAGGAGUAAUUGUAAGGGAAAUUGCAAAGUGAUCCAGCUGAGAAUGUACAAAGUGUGAUUUUCUUAUCUAAAAUUUUAAUGUAGCUCUCACCUGAAAUUAUAUCGCCAACCUCAUUUAGAGCAAGCCUCUAUUAGUCUAUAUUUUGUAUACUUGUAAUUAGCUUUCCACUGCUAGUAAUUUGAGUACUGUUACUUUAAUUCUGUUAAUUUUAAACUUUCCUAUAUACUGGCUUGAAACACUGGUACAGUACAAACACUUUAUUAACUUUAAUCACUUUCAAAUGAUUUAACACAUCUUUUCAGCUCAGAUAGUGCUGUUCUGCCGUUAUAAUCAUGAGAAGUGAAUUUUUACAAUUCAUUCUGUAGCUGUGUUUCUAGUGGAUACUUGCACAGGUAAAAAUAAUGGUGAGGUCAUUUAGAUUGUACUAGUUACCAGAGUGAAAUUACCCGUAAAUUAGUGGUGGAGUUUACAUUUCCUUCUGUAUUGAUUGUAAAUUUGUAAUGUAAUAUUGUCUAAAGUAAGCUUUGUAUAGAUAUAAUUAAUGUAUAAAACAUUUCUUGAUCAGUGA
Molecule: messenger RNA, 4215 nt
Organism: Falco peregrinus (peregrine falcon)
Lineage: Eukaryota; Metazoa; Chordata; Aves; Falconiformes; Falconidae
Gene: ZNF639
Product: zinc finger protein 639
Exons: 8
Coding region: 1399-2859 (486 amino acids)
Biological process (GO): regulation of transcription by RNA polymerase II
Cellular component (GO): nucleus
Molecular function (GO): DNA-binding transcription factor activity, RNA polymerase II-specific; RNA polymerase II cis-regulatory region sequence-specific DNA binding
Source: RefSeq, a predicted model, not a curated record